AUGACUACGCAGGAUGCCACCUCCAGCAUUCCGAGCAAACGCGGCUCGUCAGCCCUCUCAAUGGGGCCUCGCAAAAAGGUCUCAUCAUCCGAUCCGCUUGUCUCCCACGGACGCCACUUCGGUCGAACGGUAUUCGCGCUAUGCAAUUACCCUUCCCUUCUCACCAACGGUAUUUUGAGACUGGAACAAAUGGAAGAUGUCCCGUUGGAAGACUUCCCUGCCGAAGAGCGGCGAGAACACCGCGUCUUUGAACAACUCUUAGAAUCCUACCCCGGCCUUCUGGAUCGGUUGAAAGAUGGAUCCGAGGAGGAAAUCCUGCAUGUCGGAGAGCUGAUUGGAAAGGGGGCCACAGGCGCCAGAGGCGACGACACAAAGACGUUGAAAUCUGCGAUACUUGACUGGAUUUCCCCGAAAGGAGAGGCGAUACAGCCCCAUUUACAUCGAAACUCCAAGCUCGACCGCGGCUUUAACCACGAACUUACAGGAUCUCUUCUUUGUCCCGCUGGGUUGGACUGGCACGACCCUCGGACAAAAGAAGACCUCCGAAGUGGCGAGAUGCUGGUCUGUGGGGAUCAGUGGCCCAUCUUUUUGUACGCUCACUAUGUCUAUGACUCUGAAGACCCGUGGUCCGGCCUGCUUAGGAGCCGUUUAUUAACAUGUGCCUACAAACAUGUCUUCACGUCUCCAAGUUCGGUUGACAAGGAACCGAAGGCCACGCGAUCCGGAAACGCUCGCCUUCAUGGCAUGAAUUCUGUUACCAUAGCCUCUAUAGCCUAUAUCGCAACUCAGGUGCGAUUCGCUCUCAGUUCCUCUUCAGUGUUCUCGCGGACCGACACAGUUACAGCCUCUGAGACAUUCUACCACAGCCUCCUUGACCUCUUAGAAGACCCCGAGGAAUGUAAAGAAGUUGAUGAGCUGCUGACCUGGUGGAAUCGCCAAGUAUUUCCUACUUCAUCUGCUGCCAAGAGACCUAUCAGCGCCAACAGCGCGUUAUCCAGGAUCCGACAAAAACGCAUUGCGCUCAAACGAGCGCUGAAUCAGGAUGUCGUCUCUUCGUAG
Messenger RNA from Suillus clintonianus, 1059 nucleotides. RefSeq lists its product as uncharacterized. The record is from RefSeq and is a predicted model, not a curated record. The transcript has 8 exons. The coding region runs from base 1 to 1059 and encodes 352 amino acids. NCBI's taxonomy places the organism in Eukaryota, Fungi, Basidiomycota, Agaricomycetes, Boletales, Suillaceae.